Messenger RNA from Alternaria incomplexa, 1332 nucleotides. RefSeq lists its product as uncharacterized. Bases 1 to 1332 code for a protein of 443 amino acids. The record is from RefSeq and is a predicted model, not a curated record. Gene Ontology annotation, cellular component: fungal-type cell wall. NCBI's taxonomy places the organism in Eukaryota, Fungi, Ascomycota, Dothideomycetes, Pleosporales, Pleosporaceae. Gene Ontology annotation, molecular function: glycosyltransferase activity; hydrolase activity, hydrolyzing O-glycosyl compounds. The transcript has 2 exons. Gene Ontology annotation, biological process: fungal-type cell wall organization; carbohydrate metabolic process.
AUGCGCACCACCAUGCGAGCACUCACUGCUCUGGCCUCGGUCGCCCUCAUUGCCCCUGCCGCCGCUCAGACAUGGUCCAACUGCAACCCCACACUACGAAGCGACUGUCCUCCAGAUUCGGCUCUCGGAAGGACCGUCAACAUCGACUUCUCGUCUGAAUCUGAGAGUUUCACACCCCAAGGCAACCCCACAUACGGCGACGAUGGCGUGUCUUUCACCAUAAGACAGUCCGGCGAUGCACCUCAGCUUACUUCGCUGUGGUACAUCAUGUUCGGAAAGGUGGACAUUGAGGUUCAAGCCGCACCCGGCGCGGGUAUCGUCAGCAGUUUCGUACUGCAAUCCGACACUUUGGACGAAAUCGACUGGGAGUGGCUCGGAGCAGACCCCGACGAGGUUCAGAGCAACUACUUCGGCAAGGGACAAACCACAGACUACAACCGUGGUGCUUUCCACGACGACCCGGGCAGCCAGUCAGGCUUCAAGAAGUACACCAUCGAAUGGACUCCAGAACAGAUCGUAUGGCAGAUUAAUGACGUGACUGUCCGCACUCUGGAGCCUGCCAACGCCAACAACCAGUACCCCCAGACCCCCAUGCAGAUCAAGUUCGGUGCAUGGAGCGGUGGUGACUCCGCCAACCCUGCAGGUACCAUCUCUUGGGCCCGUGGACCUACCGACUACUCUCAAGGCCCCUUCAGCAUGAAGGUCAAGUCUCUCAUGGUUCAGGACUACUCCACCGGUACUCAAUACGUCUAUGGCGAUCAAUCUGGCACCUCGGGAUCUAUCAAGUCUGUUGGAGGUACCGUCUUCUCUGGCGGUAACGCUCCCAUCGCAGACGCACCCGCCAUCACUGCGACUGCCACCGGACAGCCUCUGCCCUUCACUCCUCACCAGACCUCCGACUACACACGUCCCAGCGUCUACCCCUGGAUCCCCGACCCGUCGGCGACUCCCACUGCGCAGCCUACGUUUGCGAACUACCCCGGGCUCCCGAGCGGGUGGACCGUUUCGGAUUCCGGAAAGGUUGUUCCACCCAGCUCAGCCACUAUGUUCCCUCAAGGUUCCUAUACCUCAUCGCCGCAAGCUUUGCCUACGGGUUCAUCCGACAAUGGGCCUAAGACAGUCACCGGAUACGACGAUCGCGGCUUCACCACUAUCCGUACGAUAUACCCUGCCACAACCCCAGCGCCGACUGCCAACGGCCUGGAGAACAAUGCUGCUAAGGACGCCGUCCCUGCUGCGCCUGCACAAGGCGCGUCGUGGAAGCUCAUGGUCUCCUCCAUACUUCCAUGGGCCAUCGUCCUAAUCCACAUCCCCGGAUGUGUCGGCCUCUAG